Chelonus insularis is the source of this 1403-nucleotide messenger RNA. It is a transcript of the gene fs(2)ltoPP43, whose product is annotated as female sterile (2) ltoPP43. The record is from RefSeq and is a predicted model, not a curated record. Bases 245 to 1156 code for a protein of 303 amino acids. Lineage: Eukaryota; Metazoa; Arthropoda; Insecta; Hymenoptera; Braconidae. Gene Ontology annotation, biological process: developmental process. The transcript is spliced from 3 exons.
UUGCAAUUCACUACCAGUAUAUCUGUAUCAUACUCACGUUCUUUUAUUUUUCUCUGGAAUAAGCAAGUACAUAAAUAUUUACUAUAAUAUGAAAACAUUUUACAAUUAACCAAUCACGUGUCUUGAUAGUACUCUGUAAUUUCCGCAUUUUCUCGAACAUACCGCUAUCGCUACAUAUACGGCAUAAUAAAGUGGCGAGGGUUGGUUGUUUUACGUUCAGAAUAGUUAUUUAGAUUCUUAAAAAAUGGCAACAGUUUUACGUGUAAAACGUCGUAAUUCAUUCGAACCAUUAAAUACUUUAGUAAUUGCUUGUAAAAAACAAAAAAUCAGCGACGAUAAAUGUGCUGAAACAUCUGACUCUGAAGAUGUAACAACUGUACUUAAGCUGGCUGGUACCGUGCAAACUCAGGAUGAUGUGGUCAAACAAAUAGCUAAAACUUUGAGUAAAGAUCAAUUAAAGGAAAAUUACAAACAAAAUAUUACUAACAUUACAGCUAAAAAUCGUAUACAAGCAAGAGAAAAUUCGAAACAACAACGUUACAAAGUAAUAAGUUGUUUUCGUUCUCUUAAUUCUGAUUUACAGCAACUCGAUGAGAAAGGCAUGACUGUUAUUGAUGUUGAAGAUUCUGUUUCCUGUACAGCUACGAAAUCAUCAAGUGACCAAGACAAUGAUUACGUGUAUGAUUUAUACUAUACUAAAACAGAAGAAGGAAUAGAACCAGAAAAUUUUAUUUCAGUUUAUACGCCUGGUGAAGAUUUAGUAUUUGAUCAUCACAGGGAGUCACCAAAUAAUUCAGAUAUAUUUGCAUCAGAAGAUUCGAAUUCAGAAUCGAAUUGGCGUAAUGAAUAUCCAGAUUCAGAUUAUUCAAAUGGUUCUAUUGAUGAAGAUGAUAUGAGGGAAGCUGUAAUGAGAGUUAAAAUUGAAGGUGAAGGGAGUGAUCUCUCUGAUGAAGAUGAUCAUAAUGAUGGUGAGUUUGUAUAUACUGUUGAUGAGGCUGAUGUUGAAAACUACGGCUAUGCAUAUGCUUAUUAUAAGGCUAAGAUGAUAGAUGAAUCAUUCAGUGAUAGUGAGAUGAGCGAUCAUAGUGGGGUGUACAUAUCAGAAAUUAAUGAUGUCCCUGAAGAUGAAGAGAGCGAUAUUGAGGAAGAAGAUUAAAUUUUUAUAAUUUCUGGUUCAUUUGUUUGAUACAUGACUUUCGUUUCAAUCAAAAAGUACAUUAAUGACACGUUUGUUGUAAAUAUUUGAACGAAGAGUUUAAGAGGCAAUACUCGUAUAAUAUUUAAAAAAAUUUUUCAAACUUUAAACAUAAACUGUAUUGAUUAUAUUUAUAAUAGUGUUUCGAAGCAAUGUUCUACUUGAAAAGUAGCUGACUAUUUUGAAUAAAUUUUUCAAUUUAAUGAUA